AUGGCGAACCUAAUCUCUGCUUUCUUCUCUUCGCCUCUGGCAGUCUUCAGCGCAGCCUUCCUCCUGCGUGCCAUCCUGCUCGUGUAUGGGCUCUGGCAAGACGCCAACUCGCCGCUGAAGUACACGGACAUCGACUACCUGGUUUUCACGGACGCAGCCCGCUUCACCUUUUCUGACCCGCACAGCUCGCCCUACGCCCGGGAGACCUACCGCUACACGCCCCUGUUGGCCUGGAUCCUGUAUCCGACGACGCUGCCGGGCACCUUCUGGUUCUCGUCAGGCAAGAUCCUGUUCGCGGCCGCGGACCUGGCUGCCGGCUGGCUCAUCGUGCGCGUCCUGCAGAGGCACAUGGCCAUGGCGACGGCCCCCGCGCUCAAGUACGCGAGCAUCUGGCUGCUGAACCCGAUGGUGGCGACCAUCUCGACGCGGGGCAGCUCCGAGGGCCUGCUGGGCGUGUUGGUCAUGGCGCUGCUGUACGCGGUGCUGGAAAGACGCGUGGCGGCCGCGGGCCUGCUCCUGGGCUUCGGCGUGCACUUUAAGAUCUACCCGUUCAUCUACGCGCCGGCGAUCGUGUGGUGGAUGGACGCCGAGCGGAUGGGAGGCCGGAUAAUCGCUGUUGGCAGUAGCAGCAGCAGAUCGCUGAUCGGGCGUUUCGUGACGCCGGAGCGCGUCCGCCUCGCCGUGGUCAGCCUGGCGACAUUUGCGGCGCUCAAUGUCUGGAUGUAUGCGCUGUACGGACACGAUUUCCUCCAGCACACGUUCCUGCACCACGUGACGCGAAUCGAUCAUCGGCAUAACUUUAGCCCCUACAAUAUUCUGCUGUACCUGGCCUCGGCUCAGCCGUACGUGAGCGGGAUGAGCAGUGCCAACUUCCUGGGUCUCAAAAUCGAGAGCGUAGCGUUUGUACCGCAGCUCCUGUUGAGCUGCGUCCUGAUUCCACUCGUGGGCGCCAAGAAAGACCUACCGGCCACCAUGCUUGCGCAGACUUUUGCAUUCGUGACCUUCAACAAAGUGUGUACUAGUCAGUACUUCCUUUGGUAUAUGGUUUUCCUGCCACUAUACCUGCCCAACUCGGCACUGGUGCGCCAACCCGCUUUGGGGGUGGCAUCCCUCACACUCUGGGUUGCGGGGCAGGGCCUCUGGUUACAGCAAGGUUACAACCUUGAGUUUCUUGGGCAGAGCACGUUUGUGCCUGGGUUGUUCUACGCAUCACUAAUAUUUUUCCUGGUAAAUUGCUUGUUGUUGGGCAUAAUCAUUGGGGAUUUCGAACGGUUACACCCGUCCAGCAAUAGGUCCAAAGGAGCACAGGAGGUUGCGCACGUAAAAUAG
This is a messenger RNA of Truncatella angustata, 1329 nucleotides long. RefSeq names its product GPI mannosyltransferase-like protein 1. NCBI's taxonomy places the organism in Eukaryota, Fungi, Ascomycota, Sordariomycetes, Amphisphaeriales, Sporocadaceae. Gene Ontology annotation, molecular function: GPI mannosyltransferase activity; alpha-1,4-mannosyltransferase activity. Gene Ontology annotation, cellular component: membrane; glycosylphosphatidylinositol-mannosyltransferase I complex. Gene Ontology annotation, biological process: GPI anchor biosynthetic process. The record is from RefSeq and is a predicted model, not a curated record. Bases 1 to 1329 code for a protein of 442 amino acids. The transcript is spliced from 2 exons.